AUGGUUUCUUCAAGAGAGCUCUGUAGGGAUGCUGCCAGUUUUUUUGUUUAUUUCUGUGUGUUUCUUCAUGUAUUUACCCUCAACUUUGUGUAUUCUCAAUGCCCAAAAAGUUUCCAGUGUGGAAAUCUUGGCACUUUGUCGUUUCCUCUGACAAAAUUUUCGCAACCCGGAUGUGGGUUGUUCGCGGUUCAGUGCAAUGCUCUUCCGAAUCCAAGAAUUCACCUGGAUACUGAAAGGUUAUCGACAUCAUAUGAGAUUAUAUCCAACAUAUCUACCAAUCGAGCAUUGAUUCGAAACCCUAUUCUUGAAAGUCUUUUGCAAAGAAAGAGUAAAUUGAAACUGGUUGUUGCCGCAGGCGCUUCAGCUUCAGCGGCUGACCUCACUCCAAAUGAAGGAAUAUAUUCAGUUCACGCUGGUUCCAUCUUGUCUAUGAGCUCGACUCCUUGGCAAGGUCCUUUCCUUUGUACUGACUGCCAUGAUAAGAUGGAUGGAUGCAAUGGAAGGAAAACGGCCAAGUGGAGUUAG
Molecule: messenger RNA, 525 nt
Organism: Fraxinus pennsylvanica
Lineage: Eukaryota; Viridiplantae; Streptophyta; Magnoliopsida; Lamiales; Oleaceae
Source: the annotation of a GenBank genome assembly